GAUGAUGGCAGGUGCAUGCGUUUGGGGAGCAGCUACAUAUGUGUAUGGCUUUUUGUCUCUGGAGGAGAAAGGAUGCCCAAUAAUGAAGAGCCUUUUACCAAGCCUCGCAGCUCCGGGCAUCUCUCCACAGGGGGUCAUGGGAAGAAGAGUCCGCGGUUGCCCAAGUGUGCUCGCUGCCGAAACCAUGGAUAUUCAUCUCCACUCAAGGGCCAUAAGCGUUUUUGUAUGUGGAGGGACUGUCAGUGCAAGAAGUGUAGCUUGAUAGCUGAGCGACAGCGUGUCAUGGCUGCUCAGGUAGCUUUGCGAAGACAGCAAGCCCAAGAAGAAGAACUGGGAAUAAGCCAUCCGAUCCCUCUUCCCAGUGCUGCUGAAUUGCUUGUGAAAAGGGAGCUGGGCAGCAGCAACUCCUGCCUAUUGGUGGAAAACAGCUGCCCCCAGGCAGCAGCUACAGCUACUCCCGUCUCAACCAGCAGUUCUUCAGAGAGCAGGAUGCUUGUUCAGGAUAUACCUUCUAUUACCAGCAGAGGGCAUAUGGACAGCACAUCUGACUUUGUUGUAGACUCCGCUUACUACAGCAACUUCUAUCAACCAUCAUUGUAUCCUUAUUACAAUAACCUAUACAACUAUCCUCCCUACCAAAUGGCUAUGAGCUCUGAUCCAGCAAGUGGCAGUGAAAUAGGUGGAAUAGCUGCAUCACCAAUAAAGAACAGUCUCAGGAGUUUCUCAUCUGCCUAUGUUCCAGGCCAAUCAACAAACCAGUGGCAGAUGAAAACCAGUGAUAACCGUUUGCCAGGACAUAACGCAAGCUCCCAAUACAGGAUGCACUCAUACUACCCUUCAUACCUUGGGCAGAGUGUGGCCACCUCUGCGUGUGUCCAACCCAUCUUCACUUUUGAGGAGAACCCACCUUACCCAGAGACAAAGGCCAGUGGUAAGUCUUGGUCUGUUAAAGUUGUGUAG
Molecule: messenger RNA, 960 nt
Organism: Pseudophryne corroboree (corroboree frog)
Lineage: Eukaryota; Metazoa; Chordata; Amphibia; Anura; Myobatrachidae
Gene: DMRT1
Product: doublesex and mab-3 related transcription factor 1
Exons: 5
Coding region: 16-960 (314 amino acids)
Biological process (GO): sex differentiation; regulation of transcription by RNA polymerase II; germ cell development
Cellular component (GO): nucleus
Molecular function (GO): DNA-binding transcription factor activity, RNA polymerase II-specific; RNA polymerase II cis-regulatory region sequence-specific DNA binding
Source: RefSeq, a predicted model, not a curated record